UGAGAUGGGAACACGAAGCACAACCACAGGAGAGGAACGGGGAAUGUCUGGAUAAACUGUACAUUGACACGGAACCGCGAAAACAUGGGGUAACAAGGCAAAACAAAUUAGACUUAAUUAUCUAUUUCGAAUAGCAACAGGAGAAAGGAAUUUUUGUCGUGGGAAAAUUAUAUCGUUCUCGGGUUUCUCUCUUUUUAUGCCAUUCUCCUUGGACGCUGCUGGUACAAAGGGCUAGGAACAACUGGAGGCGAUAAUGGAACAGGGAUGUUGUCAUGUGAAUGAACGAGGAUCAUCAAUGAUGGAAUAAAGUGAAUUGAAUUAGAAAAUGUAAAAUUCUCUAGGUACAUUCCGAUUUUCCCCUGUUGGAAACUGGAUGAUAGGCGAGAAAUACGGCUACUGGUGACAUCACCCGGGUCAGAUCUGUAUUGCUAUACAGUAAAUGUCAACAAUGGUGGAGCCGGUGGGAUUUAUUGAAGCGUGGAAAGCUCAGUUUCCCGAGUCAGACCCCCCAAAGAUGGAGCUCAGGUCGGUGGGGGGCAUUGAGCAGGAGCUGGAGAAGUGCAAAGUCUCCAUCCGGCGGCUGGAGAUGGAGGUGAACAAGGAACGCUUCCGUAUGAUCUACCUGCAGACACUGCUGGCUAAGGAGAGGAAGAGCUAUGACCGCCAGCGCUGGGGUUUCAGGAAGGCCCAGAUGAAUGAGGUAGGGGACCAGGCAGGGCUGGGCGCUGAGUCUCAGCAGCCACACGUACAGGAACAAGGGGAGCGGAGCCGGUUCCAACCGGUGGGGGAGGCCAGGUCCAAACAGAGACUCCCUACAGCCCGGAAGUCAGCCUCCCACGGUGACGAGCUGGAGCUCCAGUCUGCCUUCGAGGUGCUCCAGCAGGCAGAGCCCUGCGAGACAGACGGCCUCUCGCCCUCCAAACAGAAAGGGGGUAUCUCCCCUCGCCGUCCAAACCCACCCUCAAACAAGGACCUAGCGUCUGACCCCAAUGACAAGCUUGGCAUGGGACUGGGGGUGGCAGCGCUGAGGUCCAACUUUGAGAGGAUCAAGUGGGCCAACUCUCACUCUGCCGGGGAUGGAGGGAAGAGCCAGGAGAAGCAGCAGCCCUUCUACACCAACAUGGACUUUCACCAUGACAGGGGCCUGGUCAGGGUCAACGACCGAGACGUCUCUGACAAGAUCAGCACCCUGGGCAGCCAGGCCAUGCAGAUGGAGCGCAAGAGGUCCCUGCACUCUCUGCCAGGCAACCUGGCCACUGUGGCAGGUGAGCUCCGCACCCGUCCUGUCUACAGGGGGCGCUCUACAGAGAGCACUUGUGGGUACGAUGCUGAGUAUGAGGACGGGGACCCCAACCCACGCCACCCCAAGACCAACGGGGGAAAACAGCCCCCUCCACCCCCAUGGCAACCCUCUGACUUCCAGCCUUACACCAGCGUCUACGUGGGCGGGGUGAUGAUGGGCGAGGGCGGGGGGGAUGGGAAAGUGGGCGUCACCAUGAGGGACCACGUUGGAGACGAGCACCACCUGACCUGGCCCCGGCGCUCCUACUCUCCCGGGAGCUUUGAGGACGUGGGGGGCGGAGGCGGCGGCUACACACCAGACUGCAGCUCCAAUGAGAAUCUGACAUCCAGCGAGGAGGACUUCUCGUCUGGCCAGUCCAGCCACGUGUCGCCCAGCCCCACCACGGCCUACCGCCGGCCUUUCAGGGAGAAGAGCCGCUCGCCCUCGCAGAACUCACAGAACUCCCAGCAUUCUAUUGACAGCAGCAGCCCCCCCACGCCACAGUCCCAGAAGCGUCCCCACCGCCAGCAGGGCCACGUGGUCAUGUCCGAAGCCACCAUCGUGAGCGUCCGUAAGACCGGCCAGAUCUGGCCCCCGCUUGACCCGGACACCACGCCGACCAGCAGAGACCCUCAUGACAGCAGUUUCCAUGGAGACCUGGACGGUCCGUUCACGGGGACCCCUCCCACUUAUGGUUAUGAUGCAGACCGUGCGGAGGAGCAGAGGCGCCACCAUGACAUCCUGCCCUACAUCGACGACUCGCCCUCCUCCUCGCCACACCUCAGCUCUAAGAGCCGAGACACCCUCUCCUCUGGAUCCCUCGAGUCCUCCAAGUCGACGGAGUUGGACCUGGAGAAAGGCCUGGAGAUGAGGAAGUGGGUUCUGUCUGGGAUCCUGGCCAGCGAGGAGACCUACCUCAGCCACCUGGAGGCACUGCUACUGCCUAUGAAGCCUCUGAAGGCAGCAGCCACCACGUCCCAGCCUGUGCUGACCAUCCCCCAGAUCGAGACCAUCUUCUUCAAAGUGCCUGAGCUCUACGAGGUCCACAAGGAGUUCUACGACGGCCUGCUCCCCCGGGUGCAGCAGUGGAGCCACCACCAGCGCGUGGGGGACCUCUUCCAGAAACAGGCCAGCCAGCUGGGAGUGUACCGGGCCUUUGUGGACAACUACGAGGUUGCCGUGGAGACGGCGGAGAAGUGCUGCCAGGCAAACACGCAGUUCGCUGAAAUCUCUGAGAACCUCAAGGUGAGGAGCACCAAAGAUGUGAAGGACCAGUCAGCCAAGAACUCCCUGGAGACUCUCCUGUACAAGCCAGUGGACCGAGUGACCCGAAGCACCCUGGUUCUGCACGACCUGCUGAAGCACACGCCCUGCAGCCACCCGGACCACCCUCUGCUCCAGGACGCGCUCCGCAUCUCCCAGAACUUUUUGUCCAGCAUCAACGAGGAGACCACGCCCAGACGCCAGUCCAUGACCGUCAAGAAGGGAGAGAACCGCCAGCUGCUGAAGGACAGCUUCAUGGUGGAGCUGGUGGAGGGAGCCAGGAAGCUCCGGCAUGUUUUCCUCUUCACCGACCUGCUGCUCUGCGCCAAGCUCAAGAAACAGAUUGGAGGGAAGAGUCAGCAGUAUGAUUCCAAGUGGUACAUCCCUCUGUCAGACCUGACCUUCCAGAACGCAGAUGAGUCUGAGCCUCUGCACAUCCCCCAGGUGCCUGACGAGGAGCUGGACGCCAUGAAGGUCAAGAUCUCUCACAUCAAGAGUGAGAUCCAGAGAGAGAAGAGAGCCAACAAAGGGUCAAAGGUGAUUGAACGGUUGAGGAAGAAGCUGUCGGAGCAGGAGUCUCUUCUGCUGCUCACCUCCCCCGGUAUGGCCCUCCGAGCACACAACAGGAACGGCAAGGGUUACACGUUCCUGACGUCAUCCGACUACGAGCGGGCCGAGUGGAAGGAGACGAUCCGGGAACAGCAGAAGAAAUGCUUCAAGAGCUUCUCCCUGACCUCCAUGGAGCUACAGAUGUUGACCAACUCCUGUGUGAAGCUGCAGACUGUCCACCACAUCCCGCUCACCAUCAACAAAGAAGGUCAAGAAGAUGAAUCGCCUGGCCUCCAUGGAUUCCUGAAUGUAAUCGUCCACUCUGCCUCGGGCCUCAAACAGAGCCUGAAUCUGUACUGCACGUUAGAGGUGGACUCCUUUGGCUACUUUGCGAACAAAGCCAAGACGCGGGUUUAUCGGUACACCACAGAGCCCAAAUGGAACGAGGAGUUUGAGAUAGACCUGGAGGGCUCUCAGACCCUGAGGCUGUUGUGUUAUGAGAAGAGCUACAACAAGACCAGGCAGAUCAAAGAGGACGGAGACAGCACCGACCGUAUCAUCGGCAAAGGACAGAUCCCGCUGGAUCCACAGACGCUCCAAGGCAAAGACUGGCAGAGGACGCUUAUCCCCAUGAACGGGAUCGAGGUGAAGCUCUCUAUGAAGUUCACCAGCCGGGAGUUCAGUCUGAAGAGGAUGCCGUCGCGGAAACCAAUGGGCGUGUUCGGAAUCAAGAUCUCCACGGUGACCAAACGGGAGCACUCCAAGGUGCCCUACAUCGUCAGACAGUGUCUGGAGGAGAUUGAGCGGAGGGGGAUGGAGGAAGUGGGCAUCUACCGGGUCUCAGGGGUGGCUACAGACAUCCAGGCCCUGAAGGCUGCCUUUGACACCAACAACAAAGACGUGUCUGUGAUGAUGAGUGAGAUGGAUGUGAACGCCAUCGCCGGGACUCUGAAGCUGUACUUCAGAGAGCUGCCAGAACCCCUCUUCACCGACGACCUGUACCCCAACUUCGCAGGAGGCAUUGCCCUGUCUGACAGCGUUGCCAAAGAGAGCUGCAUGCUGAAUCUACUGUUGUCGCUGCCAGAACCCAACCUGGUCACGUUCCUUUUCCUGCUGGAUCACUUAAAGAGGGUGGCUGACAAGGAGAGCAUCAACAAGAUGUCCCUCCACAACCUGGCCACGGUGUUUGGCCCCACCCUGCUGCGUCCUGCGGAGAAGGACAGCAUGAUCCCCACCAACCCCACGCAGCCUAUCAGCAUGGGAGACAGCUGGUCCCUGGAGGUCAUGUCACAGGUCCAGGUGUUGCUGUACUUCCUCCAGCUGGAGACCAUCCCCACGCCGGACAGUAAGCGUCAGAGCAUCCUUUUCUCCACCGAAGUGUAGAGGGUUCCACAGGGAGAUAGAGACUCGAACCCGAGUCUACAGUACAGUAUGGCCACUGAGAGUGAGAAUGGCCCUCGCUGGACUGGACUGCAGCAGGAGAUUUCUUCGGCGUUGAUUCUGGACACAUCCUGCAGAGGGCGCCACCACCCCCUCCGAGAACAAGAGGUUGACACCAGUACCACACAUCUGAUGAUGAUAAUGCAUUAUUACAUCACACCCAAUAGCCAGUGUGACUCUCUGUGCCUCUCUGACGCAACACAUUCUCCUCUCCUCCUCGCUCUGUCUUUUCGCUCUCAUGUCAAAGCUCCACAGCUUGUGUACGGUGUCUGGAAUGAAUGCCACUACUGGACAUGCCCGCUGUAACCACAAAUGAAACACUUCAAUUUGAUACUGAUAAGCAUGUAGGGGAAAAGAGUGUCCCAGGUUAGUUUAGAGUUUUUUUGGUAUCGGCUCCUGCUUGGUAAGCAGAGAAACAGCUAUCGUGUAACUUGUGACAGAUUCUGUGAUUUCUCAUCACACUUUCGGGCUUCUGCAGUUUAAGUUAUUGUUGUGGAAGGUCAUUCUGAGUUCUUCUCGAUUUAGUGUGAAGACUUGUACAGGCAGAGCAGAAAGCCAAUGCUUUUGUUGUUUUCGUUUUGUACUGUAUGCCUCUUCAGAAAUAGCCAGAUUGUGAUGGACCUCACAUACACAGUAUAUUUGUUUUUGGACAAUUAUGAAGGCAAGAGCCUGCGCUGCGUUUUGUUUAGCCAUCUCAAAUGUUUGAUUCAUUUCUUAAUCCACCGCUGGAGAGAUUCAAUACGUAUGUUUUACACGUGAUACACUGGGACCACAAUGCUAAGGUUACGUUGAAAAGGAACAUCCAGAACUGCCAGGAUCACCACACAGUUGUCCCAGGAAUCCAGAACACACACACACACACACACACACACACACACACACACACACACACACACACACACACACACACACACACACACACACACACACACACACACACACACACACACACACACACA
Messenger RNA from Oncorhynchus keta (chum salmon), 5493 nucleotides. Its product is annotated as breakpoint cluster region protein-like. Gene Ontology annotation, molecular function: protein serine/threonine kinase activity; GTPase activator activity; guanyl-nucleotide exchange factor activity. The record is from RefSeq and is a predicted model, not a curated record. Gene Ontology annotation, cellular component: membrane. The coding region runs from base 440 to 4477 and encodes 1345 amino acids. Lineage: Eukaryota; Metazoa; Chordata; Actinopteri; Salmoniformes; Salmonidae. The transcript is spliced from 24 exons. Gene Ontology annotation, biological process: positive regulation of GTPase activity; intracellular signal transduction; protein phosphorylation.